Molecule: messenger RNA, 2507 nt
Organism: Cornus florida
Lineage: Eukaryota; Viridiplantae; Streptophyta; Magnoliopsida; Cornales; Cornaceae
Product: protein arginine N-methyltransferase 1.6
Exons: 14
Coding region: 53-2296 (747 amino acids)
Biological process (GO): peptidyl-arginine methylation
Molecular function (GO): protein-arginine omega-N monomethyltransferase activity
Source: RefSeq, a predicted model, not a curated record
AUGUGGCUCAAGCUCGACCCAUGUCGCCACAAACCUUAAACCCCUUCUUCUAAUGCGUUCUUCAAUCCACAAAACCCUAACUUUCUCAUCUCUUCUCCACAUAAUCACCCGUCUCAAUCCCUCCCCAAUCACUCAAUUCAACCCCAAUCCAUUACGAACCAUGAGCUCCGUGUCGCCUCAGCGCAUGUUUCAGCUCAGGCUCGACCCACUCACCGGUAACUCGGACUGGGUCGUCAUCGAAGAAGAAGAAGACCCAGUUGCAGAGAAUGCUCCGAAACCUCUCUUGGCCACGACUUCGUACCUCGACAUGCUUAAUGACUCUCGCAGGAACAGAGCCUUCCGUGAAGCCAUUGACAAGACCGUAACCAAACCUUGCCAUGUUCUCGAUAUUGGUGCUGGAACUGGCUUGUUGUCAAUGAUGGCUGCGCGGGCUAUGGGCUCUGGCGACUCAACAACGUGUUCGAGUUCUGAGGGGAGGGUCACAGCAUGUGAGUCAUAUCUUCCUAUGCUGAAGUUGAUGCGGAAAGUUUUGCAUCACAAUGGUAUGGGAAGGAAAGUACGUGUUAUCAACAAGCGGUCUGAUGAGCUAGAAGUAGGCAUGGAUAUUACUUCACGUGCGGAUGUUCUUGUCAGUGAGAUACUAGACUCAGAGCUGUUGGGCGAAGGAUUGAUUCCAACUUUACAGCAUGCACAUGACAAGCUAUUGGUGAAAAAUCCGCAAACAGUACCAUACCGAGCAACAAUCUAUGGCCAGCUGGUUGAAAGCGCAUAUUUGUGGAAGCUGCAUGAUUUAUAUAAUAAUGAAACAAAAGCAUCGGAUGACAUUCAUCUUACCCCAACGGGGAUGGAAACUAUUUUAUGCAUUAAACCUCAACAGUACUCCAUGCAUUGUGAUGCAAUAAAAGAAAAAAUUAAACUGCUUUCAGAGCCCUUCAAAAUUUUUGAAUUUGACUUUUGGAGAAGGCCAGAGAGUCAUGGGGAAGCUGACCUAUGCAUUAAGGCAAUUAAUGAUGGUACAGUUCAUGCUGUUGUCUCAUGGUGGAUACUUCAGCUUGAUUCUGAAGGGAUAAUCUUUUACUCCACCAGCCCAAAAUGGGUUUGUCACCCUUUUAACAUGAAAGACCUGCACUCAUCAUUUCCUAGUGCUGGGGAUUGGUGUGACCAUUGGAAACAAUGUGUCUGGUUCAUCCCAGGGAAAGGUUUGUCUGUAUCCAAGGAUGAAGACAUUCACUUAUAUGCUAGUCAUACUGAUAUUAGUGUUUCUUACAAUCUCAAGAAACAAGCCUGGGGAUCAGAGAUUGGGCAGCAUGACUAUUGUGCUCAAGAUUGUCAACUCUUUUUAUCACCAGAAAGAAUUGCAAUAUAUGGAAACAGCAGUUGGAGAUGUUCCAUGUUAAGAGCCAUAAAAAGUGUUUUGCAGCAAAAAAAUUGCUCCUUAUGUGUUGUUGCAGAUGACAGUCUCUUCUUAACAACUGCUGUUGCCCAUCUUUCCAAAACAUCACAUGUAAUAUCAUUGUUCCCUGGGCUGCGCGAGAAGGGUGCCCAAUAUUUACAAGCUGUUGCUGUUGCAAAUGGCUAUUCAAUGGAUCGAGUAGAAGUUCUAGAUAGGAGGAAAGUCCACUUGACUAUGCAUGAUACUCGUCAUAAAAAGGUUGACCUGUUGAUAGCAGAACCAUUCUAUUAUGGAAACGAAAACAUGCUUCCAUGGCAGAACCUCCGGUUUUGGAAGCAGCGAACUACGCUGGACCAAAUCUUAUCUAAUGAUGCACUGAUAAUGCCUUGUAAAGGAAUAUUGAAGGCCUGUGCUAUGUCCUUCCCGGACCUUUGGAAAAGCCGUCGCUCCCUAAAAGAAAUUGAAGGUUUUGACCAUUCGGUUGUCAAUGCCACUUUAGGGGCAUGUGGUGAUUUACCUGCAUCAACGGAGAGUUCCUGUCUCCCUUUUUUCAUCUGGCGGUGUGGGGAGAUUAAGGAACUUAGUGAGAGAUUUAAUGUCAUGGAAUUUGAUUUCACCAAGCCAAUAAGCCCCUGCUCUGGAAAUGCCCAGGUUAAAUUUAAAGAGCUGGGGACAUGCCAUGGCUUUGCGCUUUGGAUUGACUGGGUGAUGGAUGCUGAAAAUUCCGUUGUGCUAUCAACAGGACCAGAUCAAAGAUAUUGGAAGCAAGGACUGAAGUUCUUGACCAAGCCUGUGGCAGUCGGGAUUCACGAAUCAAGUAUAGGUGAAUGCUGUUCAGCAGAAAUUGAAGCGUCGUUCGACCCAUCAACCGGUGAACUCGUCGUUAAUUAUGCUUUCUCAUGACCCAAAUAGGCAAUAUCACGGUAUCAUAAUUUGGACUUUUUAUUUUUGGUGUCCAAAAUAUAUUUAUUUACAUUUUCAUAGCAAAACGGUAUAAUAUUGUAUCGUGAAUUUUAUUUUUAAUGCAUGUAAAAGCUCAAACUUACUAUAUUUUUGGGUUAGAGAUUUAACUCCCCAAUAGAAUUUACAAUGCAGAAUUUUCUUUUUUUCAUAA